UUGAUCGCAUUUAGUCGAAAGCUGCUAGGAAAAUGGCUUUUCGGUAAAAUGAUGAAAUCAACGUUUUAUGGUCAUUUUGUUGCCGGAGAGGACAAUGUCUCAAUAAAACCAGUUGUUGGUCGAAUUCGUAAAUAUGGGGUUAAGUCGAUCCUGGAUUAUAGUGUUGAAAGAGAUAUCGACGAAUCAGAGGCAGUAAACAAAGUCAAGAAAGGUCUUGCUGAAGUUGUUUGUGAACCAAAUGUUCGACCGGAUGCAGCUACCAAAAAGUAUCAGACAAGUCUUCAGUUUGCUGAUCGAUCGAAGCAGGUUGUUGGAGCACGAACUUACUUCUAUGAGUCCGAAUACCAAUGUGACAAAAAUAUGGAAACGUUUUUGCAGUGUAUUGAUUCCGUAUCCCAUUCUACAGAGAAAGAAGGGUUUGCCGCUAUCAAGGUGACUGCACUGGGCCGCCCGCAGUUGUUGUUAGAUCAUGCACUAGCUCUGCUACGCUUCGCUCUUCGACACAAUGGUUAUCGGCAGAAGUUACCUCCUCAAUUAGCUCACCAUCGUCUGCGCGAUCCAGCUGUCUGCGCACGUUAUGAGGAGAAGCUGGCACAGGAGCUAGGAGAACCGCGACAUACUGGAGUAGACCAACAGUGUAACCAGAUUGGAUUUGCGAUGCACUCAGCUGCAAACUUUGCUAGUAGGAUUGAGCCCGAAGUUCCCCAAAGGCAUUGGAUCUCUCAGGAGUCAGUAAUCCUAACAGAUCCCAAUCUGAAAGGAUCGUCAUAA
Messenger RNA from Echinostoma caproni, 771 nucleotides. The record is from the annotation of a GenBank genome assembly. NCBI's taxonomy places the organism in Eukaryota, Metazoa, Platyhelminthes, Trematoda, Plagiorchiida, Echinostomatidae.